This is a messenger RNA of Caenorhabditis briggsae, 510 nucleotides long. NCBI's taxonomy places the organism in Eukaryota, Metazoa, Nematoda, Chromadorea, Rhabditida, Rhabditidae. The coding region runs from base 1 to 510 and encodes 169 amino acids. The transcript is spliced from 3 exons. The record is from RefSeq and is a predicted model, not a curated record.
AUGUUCGGAAGUGUAGAUCAAUCAGUUUACGAAGCUGUUUCCAUGGAAUUUUUAACCAAUUUGGAAAGUGAAGGAAAAGGAGUGAUGCGAUCAAAAAUUCGAACUGCUUUUCGAUGCAAAGUUGGAGUGAUGCCAGAGCCAAAGGUAUCUCAUAAUAAUGCCGCAUCUGCUGCUAUGUCAGAUAUACUCCGAUUUAUUUCCGGUAGAAUCGGUGAUUACGAAAAGCAACAAACUAUAAAGGAUUGGACGGAUAAAGUGAUGAAAGAAAUACCUCAUUUCAUGUACACCAUGUUUGGACGAACACGGAAACAUGUCGCUCGUUAUCUGGCAAUUGAGUUGAACAGAGUAGAAAAGUUGGAUGGAUUUUCGCUAAUGGAGAAGCUACAGUUGGCUUUUAUGAGGAUGGAAGUGUACAAAAACAUGUCAAAAAAGAGAAAAGAACGAGAUCAGCACGAUGGCGAAGAUGAACGUCCGAUGGAGGGAGAAGAAGUGCCAAAUCAAGGUUUCUAA